AUGAACUCGUGGACCGUCAGCGAUAAGCCUGCGCCAACUUCUCCAAGUCCUGAGGAGGAGCUAGCCCAACCGCGGACCCAAACGAAGCUCGUGAUCGCCCUCGAACCUCUGCUGGCGGUGCUACUGAUCGUGGUGGACCUGGUGAAGGUUGUGGCACUUGGCUUGCCCCGGUUGGCCAGUGAAAUCUACUCCAUUUUCGUGCCACACGCCAAGAAGGACGUCCGCGGCCAGCUGGUGUUGAUCACCGGUGGCGGGAAUGGGCUAGGGCGGGCCAUCGCGCACCGGCUUGCGGCUCGUGGUGCCCGGUUGGUGCUGGUUGACAUCGAUCUGGCCGCGGCCGAGCGGGUCUGCGAGGAGCUGAAGGAGCAGCACGGUGUGUCCGCCUGGGCCUACCGGGUCGACGUGUCCCGGUACGAGGACUGUCGGCAGCUGGCGGAGCACAUCGAGCGGGACGGGUGCGGCCCGGUGGACAUCCUCGUCAACAACGCCGGCCUGAUCCUGUUCGGGUUCAUCAACGAGUGCUCGGUGGAACGUGCGGCAACCGUGGUGGACGUGAACGUGAAAUCGCACAUCUGGAUGACGAAAGUGUUCCUGGACGGUAUGAUCGAGCGGAAGCGCGGACACAUCGUUGGCGUGUCGUCCAUGUCCGGCAUGUACGCCUUUCCUUGGGGAGGCAUCUACUCCGCCACAAAGUUUGCCGUGUGCGGCUUAAUGGCUUCUCUGUCGGAGCAGCUUCGCAUCCAGGGCCACUCCAAGUACGUGAAGACCACCUGCGUGAAUCCUUACUAUGUGGCCACCCGGAAGGAUGUGGUCGAAUUCCUGCAGAAACCACGCUUCUCUCCACUGACGGUUGACCAGGCGGGACGGGAAAUCGUUGCUGGAAUACUCAGGGACGACGUUGUCGUUACCGUUCCGAGAUUGUUUGGAGUUUUCACCCGUUUUAUGCUACUUUUCCCAGUGUCAGUUCAGGAGCUCGUUCGGGAUUAUCUUAUACGAGAAUAUGAGCUGAAUAAUAACUUGCACACGUGAUUCGAUAAGCUGUGUGUACUUACAAAUAGCCAUGAGCCAUGAUGGAUUGAUUCAUCAUAAGAUAGAAUUCUUUGGUAGCCAGUAAAUAUUCUUCGAUACUUCGACCUCAAAAUAAACCUAAAAUGCUAUACUGAGAGAAAUAGACCAUAAGGAAGUAUCGUUUCAUGUUACUAUAAAAUGUAUUAUUAUUAGAAUAAAAUAGUAAAACUGUUGACAACGAAUAAGAACCUAAAAUAACUCCACUUGAAGAUCUUCCUUUCAAAAUAUUAAGUAACGAUUAUCUCCGUUCGAUCACACGAUUCCAUUUCUUUGCGGCGACUAUACUGCCAUCUAUAUGUCGAAAUUGUAACGAUCGUUGCUCAA
Messenger RNA from Anopheles coustani, 1392 nucleotides. Its product is annotated as 17-beta-hydroxysteroid dehydrogenase 13-like. The record is from RefSeq and is a predicted model, not a curated record. Bases 1 to 1029 code for a protein of 342 amino acids. Gene Ontology annotation, cellular component: lipid droplet. Gene Ontology annotation, molecular function: oxidoreductase activity, acting on the CH-OH group of donors, NAD or NADP as acceptor. NCBI's taxonomy places the organism in Eukaryota, Metazoa, Arthropoda, Insecta, Diptera, Culicidae. The transcript has 4 exons.